CUCAUUACCACUUGUAAUGGCGUCUGUGAAAGUGCACGCCCUGGAUUUAGAUGAGAUAUGUUCUUUGAUCGCAAAAUUCAUGACAAAGGUUGAGCUCGCCAACUGCCUGAAAGUCUGUCAAGCGUGGCAUCAUAGCUUCCUUCCACAUUAUUGGCAUACAAUCCUUGUAUCACCACAUAAACUCACUCGCUGUCAUGAAGAGUCUCUACUAAAGUAUGGUUCCCUUGUUCGGUCUUUGUCCGCCGGGCGCAUUGAAGAUACUUCUGUCUUUGAUCAACCAUCUGUUUGCUAUCUGCAAAAUCUCGAGGUUACCACGAUCGGAUCCAGGACACGACAUGAUUGCGGGCGAGGAUGCUUGCCAAACAUUAUAUACAGAAAUAGGGAGACAUUGCAUUUCCUUACAUGGCGUUGCUAUGGACAAAAUACUCUCUCACGACAGCCUUAUCAAAUUCAUGUCGAUUUGUUUGCAGGUUUGAAGAAUCUGGUGACAAUGGAGCUUUGUAACUGGUCGAUCAGCAGUGGCGACUUUGUACAACUGCUAUGUUCAUGCCCAUCCUUAAAGAAGUUGACACUGGAUGCCAUAAAUGGACUUGAGCAGGCUGGCGAUGGAGAGAUGCAUGAGCAAGAUGGAAAUAAUGACCUUAGCAAUUUUCUCCGGAAUAGAAGCUGCAAUACCGCGUCAUCAUUCACGCAUAUUGGAUUAGAUGAAUUAACCUUUAUUGGCAGGGUUGUACCCAGAAUCCUUCCGCUUGUGCCCAAUAUCACGCAUCUCAUCUUCAAAUCACUCCUCAAUGGUGAUUUUCAUGGCCUUCAGCAUCAAAUCAACUUGUCCCAAUGUCUCACGCAUAUCACAAGCCUGUCUAUGCCAACAGAGUGUGUGGACCCAUCAGAGUUUAUGUGCCUAAUUCGCAAAAUACCUCGUGACCAAUUGGCAUGGUUUGAGGGCAAAGUGCCAGUUACUUUAGCCCAAGAGUUUUUAAGGACCAUCAUCCAACGACAAUCGCAAACGAUUGAGACCCUGGUCAUUUUAAACGGCGAGGACGAUAGACUCUAUAUUGGAAGUCGGUCAUCUGAAGAAGGAGAUGAGGAACCAUUUAUUGUUUGGAAGCUUUUCGAAUGCUCUCCACAGUUGAUCACUGUAGUAAUUCCAUAUAAUCUUCAGCCAGUUUUCUCUACAUUUAAUACUAACGAUGGAGAACAACCGACGUUGAACGUGCUGCAGCAACAGAUCUAUUAUCUGCCAGCGAGGGAAUGGGUUUGUUCGGAGCUGAAGCGACUUUAUUUGCGACUGAAGGAUAUGGACCGUAGACAUCCUAUGGAUCAGAUAACAUUUAAUCUGUGCGUAGAACGGCUUUUGCCACCAGACGAAAGACGUGUCGAUGACAAUACCAAAAGAUCAAAGACGAAAACACCUUUGGAGAACAUGAUAAUGGAGAGGCUGUCUAGCUUACAUAAACUGCAGAGCCUGAAUAUUGGAAACGGUUGGUUUCCAUUACCCAAAGCAUACAAGUAGAGUGUAGAGAGUAAAGCAUCGUUUAGGC
Lobosporangium transversale is the source of this 1541-nucleotide messenger RNA. RefSeq lists its product as hypothetical. NCBI's taxonomy places the organism in Eukaryota, Fungi, Mortierellomycota, Mortierellomycetes, Mortierellales, Mortierellaceae. The coding region runs from base 17 to 1513 and encodes 498 amino acids. The transcript has a single exon. The record is from RefSeq and is a predicted model, not a curated record.